GAAUAAAUAGGAUGAAUGAAAAUGAGAAAAAAUAUUGGAAAAUAAACAGGGCGGUUAUAUGAUAUAUGACAUGUACACAUAUAACAAUUAACAAAGGUACAGGGGAUAAGUUACGACACAAUACAUAAGAUAUACUAACAAACAAUACAAAAUACAUGUCGGAAUAUCACAUGAUCUGAAUGUUGUAAACAGAAGUUUAAUAGAGAUGAAAGAAAGAAAGAUACUAUUGUAUUACAUCCUCGUAAAACAUUAUUUAAACAAUUCAGUCAGCGGAGAGACUGGACCAAAAUUGAGAUCACACAACACUAGAGUGUCGCGUGAUAGAUCGCGGAUAAAUAGUACAAAAUAAUGAAUAUAGGAAAGUAUAGCCAUUUGUUAUAAUUUAUGACAGGAAAAUAAUUGCUGUAGUGAUAUUUAAGGAACUGGUUGUUGUAUAUUUUCAAUAAUUUUUGGAAGUACAACGUUAAAACAUAUAUCAAAACAUUGUAGAUUUUAUAAUGGCAUCAAAAAGUGUAUCAUCGUCUGAUGAAAGUAGUGAUAUAAAAUGUUCGGCAUGUAAAGAGCAAGAUAAAAAUAUAGCAGCUGACAAAUAUUGCGUUGAUUGUCAGGAUUACUACUGUUCCCAAUGUUUGGAACUGCACGAAACGCUUCCUGCUUUGAAGAGCCACAACCUUCUUGAUACAAAUGAUGACAAAAUUGGUCAGCUUAAAAUGAUACCAACUGAAAAGUGUGAAAAACAUCAUUACAAAAUUGUUGACAUGUUUUGCCAGAAUCAUGACGAGGUCGGGUGCGCAACUUGUAUGGCCACGGAUCACAGAAACUGCAAAGAUGUUUUCUACAUUCCUGAAAUGAUAAAAACAUGCGAAGUUAAAGGUUUCGAAGAACGCAUUGUUUCUCUAGAGAAGAAAUUUAACGAGCUUCUUGACAGAUUCAACAACGAGGAUUCUUAUCUAGAGGCAAAUGAACAAUCGGAAAUCGACAAGAUAAAUUCAUAUGCAAAACAAAUUGAAGAUAACAUCAGGCAAGCUGCUCAAGACGCCAUCGAUCAAGUUGAAAAACAGUAUCAAAACCUGAGGUCAACACUGAAAGAGAAUACUGUCAAAAUCAGAGAACAGUAUGAGAAGUUUUCAACGGUUAAAGAAUGCAUUGAAUCAAUAAAAGAAAACAAAUCUCAAGCAUUUGUGACUUUCAAACUAAACAAAGAUGAAAUUGUCGAUAGAGAACAGGCGUAUGAAACUGGUUCGCAUAUUGAACUUGGACAAAGAUUUCGAUUUAAAAUAGAUUCCAAACUAAAAAAAAAUAUUUUGGAAAGGAUGGUAUUAGGAAAUGUAAAUUUACAGCAAGAUACUUUUGUACAUAAAAGUAGCUUUAACAUACGCUUGACAUCAGACGAAAACAAGGUCGAUGUAUACGGAUCUUGCGUUGUAUCAGACGGAUCAAUCGUUUUAGCAGACCGUAACAAUAAAAACAUUAAACUGGUUGAUGUAAGAAAGCAACAGGUUGUAGAUGAGUUUAUAUUUCAGACCGGACCAACUGAUGUCUGCGCUAUAGAAAGAAGUUGUACAAACGAGAUUGCAGUGUGUCUACCAAAUGAAAUGAAAGUUUCAGUGAUCUAUAUACUAAAUAAUAAAUUCUGCUCUGAUUUUGACAUCAAUUUAAAUUUUUUCUGCUUCGGUAUAUUCUUCUCAGAUAAUAUUCUGUAUAUUUCUGACCCAAGGAGUGUACACCUAGUUGAUUUUACCGGUAAAGUGUUAAGAACUGUCUCCGUAAACGUAAAGAAGCAUUUAAGCAGUCAUAGUCAACUUCAUAAUAUAUACGUUUGUAGUAAAAACAAAAACAUAUUUGCUUCUUGCCGUUUAUUGGAAGGAAGAAAACUUUUCUGUAUUAAUGAUAAUGGGGAGAUUAUAAAUAUAAUUUCAAAGGAGAAAGCAUGGUGUAGUGGCCUAGCAGAUGCUGGAAAUGGGAAAGUGUUUGCUUUUGGAAACGAUUCGAAAAAUGUUACACUUUUGAAUGAUAGGUGUGAGAUUGAAAAGGUUGUUAUAAAGGAACUUACAGAUCCUUGCUCUAUGUGCUUUGAUUUAAGAUCGGGGCGUAUGUAUGUUUUUAACUGGAAUGAAGACAAAGCACAGAUAUUUGAAGCUGUAUAGAUAUUGCCAUACUAUUUUAGAGAAAAGUGAAAUAACACUGUA
Ruditapes philippinarum (Manila clam) is the source of this 2189-nucleotide messenger RNA. RefSeq lists its product as uncharacterized. NCBI's taxonomy places the organism in Eukaryota, Metazoa, Mollusca, Bivalvia, Venerida, Veneridae. Gene Ontology annotation, biological process: positive regulation of DNA-templated transcription. The record is from RefSeq and is a predicted model, not a curated record. Bases 498 to 2147 code for a protein of 549 amino acids. The transcript has 2 exons. Gene Ontology annotation, cellular component: chromatin; nucleoplasm. Gene Ontology annotation, molecular function: zinc ion binding; ubiquitin-protein transferase activity.